AUUCCCGUUAAAAUAAUGACUUGUGUUUUCUGCCGACGAAAUGGAACAAACAAAAAGAACACCUUCAAAACGAUGACACAUACGAAUAUGAACUCCAGAGAUGAUAGUUACAAUAGUGAUGGAGAUGUCGAUGGCGAUCUUGGAUCCGACGAACCCGAAGAUCGUUUCGAGCCAUCACUGUUUGUAACUUCCGAAGAUCAAUUUUCUGUUACUUCGGAUGGAAACGUGAACACCGCUUUUCUAGCUGCCAAUUUAUUACUACUAUACUUAAACUUAGUCAGACUAUCGACUCCAGUUAAUAACGAUCAGCAUCCAUUAAAUUCAGAAUUCACCGAAGGAAAUUCUUUACCCGAACACAAUUCUUGUCCGAGAACUUUGAUCAACGAGUCAGAAGAGCGCUCGAGCGUUGGCGACGGCGAGCGGUUGCCCGGGGAACCGGGACCGUCAACAGACGUAUGGUCGUCGCCAGACUUGAAUAGGGAACGCCGGCCGUCGGUCACAACCAUGAUAACCGUGGCUGCGUGUGGAGCUAGGGCGCGUCCCAAACCCACUGCCCUAUUUCCUGUCGACCUUGCCGAACGGCUAAGAUCACCACCGCUGCAUGGCUCCAGACCUAGGCAGUACGGUCGAAGGCGAAGAAGUGAAUCUCUGGAUGUACAUGAAACGUCCACUGUGCAACUGGAUGUUGAGAAUGAACUGGCGUCUGAACAGGACCAGUCGACCGGACAGGACGAAGUAGAACAACACGAACCUAGACUCAUCACUCCACUCCGAGCGUACGAAAUGUCACAGGAGUCCCAAAGUCCUUUAGGCCAAUGGAGCAACAAUUACAGUUCAGUGUUGGCCACUCUCGGCUGUACUUUGGGAGCCUUCAACAUCAGUCGGUUCGCAAUUCUUACAGUACAAUUUGGAGCCAACUUUAUACUACAGUUCCUAGUGUUAUCUUUGCUAGUCGGCAUUCCACUGUUUACAUUCCACAGUUCACUUGGUCAAUUACUAGGCGCUGGUGUAAUGGAUAUGUGGCGAAUUUCUCCAAUAUUUAAGGGAAUUGGUAUAGCUUUGUUACUAGCCCAAGCAUUUAUCGGCACAUACACUGUUAUCGGCGUAUCAUGGAUGUUUACGUAUUUCCGUGAUUCAUUCAUCACGAAACAAGACAUUUAUCGUUGGGCAGAAUCUAUCGACGAAUAUAAAGAAGACAGCGUGCCAGGGAUGUAUUCGUAUAACGUCAGCUACAACAUAGAAGAAACGGUACCAGGUUACUUUAAUGGCAUAGUUUUACAAAGGAAAUAUGUAGAAAAACUUGAAAUGAACGACAAUUCGUUGAAAUUAUCAGUAGUCAUAAACUUAACAAUUGUCUGGGCUAUUGUUUUCAUUUGCUUGAGCAAAGGCCUAAAAUCCUACAGCAAAGUGGUGUGCUUGUUUUCGCUGGUUCCAAUAUUUGGAAUGUUCAUGUUGUGCACGAAGAUGUUAGGUAUAGCGCCAAUGAUUGGAUUUCAACAUCAAGAUAUUUUUCCUGAAACUGAUUGGAGCGAAUUUUUCCUUAACACUAAGAGUUGGGUUGCAGCAUUCACAGAAGUUUUCCUUACGUGGGGCAUAUUAGGUGCUUGUGCAAUGCAAAUCACAUCACACAAUCGACCUAAACAUUUGCUUCAUAGAGACGCUUCACUAGUAGUCAUUCUUACCAUUGCAGUACUUAUAUUAGCCGCAUUUUUGGCUAAUACUUGCGUACAGCUUAUAGAAGCUUAUGGCUAUGUAUAUCUUCCUAGUUCAUUUGAGCGUGAGAGUUCCUAUAUAUUUAUGUUCAAGCAAGAUUCGUCUCAAGCUAAAAAGCACUUGACACCAGUUCGAUGGAUGCAACAUAGUAGCUUACUUUUGGGUGAAAGGACAAUGAAAACCAGUGUACCCGGAAUGCCACAAGAGAGCGGUUACCAAGCAAUGCGGUUGGCUACUGAACUAUUCCCAGCAACUUUUGCUUUGGUUGGCGCCAAAACCAUAUCUCCUUUUUGGUCGGUUUUAUUCUACUUUGUUAUGAUCAUGUUCGGUAUCGGGCAACAGAUAGCUAUAUGGCAUUGCGUAGUCAGUGGAGUAGUAUCUUUGCAUCCGUUCAAAUUGCGCAAAUGGCGCACCACAAUCACAUUUAUGGCAUGUGCUGCAGCUUUCUCUAUUGGUCUAUUUAUGGCAACUGAGUUAGGAAUAUUUAUUGUAUACCUAAUGGAUUUCUGUGUUGGUUGUGGUUGGUGGAUGAUGAUAUUGUACUUGCUUGAAAUUGGAGCAUUAUUUAUGGUUCGAGGUAGACCUUAUAGUGGAGAAACCGUCGUGGCAACUCUUUUUUCUCAAGCUAAUCAACAUUUGCAAGUAUGGUUGGCACCUUUGUUAUCCUUCGAUUGGAAUAUUAUAGUACCUGUUGCAUUGAUUCUCUUGAGUACUUCAGUGUUCAAAAACGGAGGAUACCGCUGGUUAUACAAUUGGAAAAAUACGACACAUUUAUCGUAUUGGUCUUUGUCUAGUAGAGAAUUUGGGUGCCUUUUGCAGAUCAUACCUUUGCUGAUCGUACCGUUUGCCGGUAUUGUACAAAGUUGUCGGUAUUUAGUUACGGGACCACCAGACUUAUUCGAUAGAAUACAAAUGUUGUAUCGACCAGUGAUUGAAAACAGGAGAGUUGGAGAGAACGGCGAGGGUUCAACAGAACACGGAACUAAUAGAUCGACAGCAGUGCCGAUUGAUGAUCCUCCACCAAAAUAUACUCCUCCCCCAUCAUACUCUACGGCCACCGGAGCAAGAAUUGCCAAAAUGUUACGACAAAGUAUUCGGAGAAGUGUAAGAAGGAUAGCCCAUGUUUUAGGAAAUCAAAAUAGUCAGGCCGUUCAGGGAGAAUCAUCUACUUCUGCAACGAACAUUGAAGCAUUAGCGUCUAACAGUAACCAUCAAUCAUCACCACAAUCACAACUUACCCGUGGACAAACAUCUUCACAUGUACCUUCAGCUCCUCCAGCUACAGAGGUUCAUUCUUCACCUCCACCUUUUGAAGAUGUUGUUCGUCGACAAUCUGCGACAUUGCCACCACCCCCUGAUUACUCUACUGUGCUGGUAGAGAUUAGCAAGAAAGGUAGAAAUAUGAGUGACGCUGGAUUUACGGGCAAUGAUAGCAGAAGUAACGUAGGCGAAACUUCGUCAACUUCUAGUCUAUCUGACGAACAAAGUACAAGCAUUGAGUGUCUUAUGGAAAGGGUGGUACCAAUCAACAUUGACCGAGCAUGUGGGUCCGGCAUGUAAUCGACUGCGUCUAAACGUCUUUGGCACGAUCUCACUUUUAAACGAAUAAGACACUGACGAAAUCAGUAAGAUAUUUCGUUGUUUGUAGUAAUAGUGAAGAUUUUACAAGUAGAUCGCGUUGUUAAAUUACACAUUGAACAUAAAAUAUUGUACAAAACUAAUCGAGCCUAUGUGUUUUUAUAUUAAAUGAAAAACAAAAUGACUGUGAUAGACUUUUUUUUUAUGUAAUUAGUAUACAUUUUUUUACACAAAUUAUUGUCUUCAUUAUAUCUUAAGAUCCUAUAUAAUAUAUUUUAGUUUGUACUGAAUACUGAGGAAAUAUGUAAUUCUAUGUGUACAAAUAAUGUAACAAAUAAAAUUUGUUUUUAACUGAAA
This is a messenger RNA of Daktulosphaira vitifoliae (grape phylloxera), 3648 nucleotides long. RefSeq names its product sodium-dependent transporter bedraggled (gene bdg). Gene Ontology annotation, cellular component: membrane. Gene Ontology annotation, biological process: sodium ion transmembrane transport. NCBI's taxonomy places the organism in Eukaryota, Metazoa, Arthropoda, Insecta, Hemiptera, Phylloxeridae. The transcript is spliced from 15 exons. The record is from RefSeq and is a predicted model, not a curated record. The coding region runs from base 16 to 3273 and encodes 1085 amino acids.